This is a messenger RNA of Lethenteron reissneri (Far Eastern brook lamprey), 3938 nucleotides long. RefSeq names its product amphiregulin-like. The record is from RefSeq and is a predicted model, not a curated record. Gene Ontology annotation, biological process: epidermal growth factor receptor signaling pathway; positive regulation of cell population proliferation. Lineage: Eukaryota; Metazoa; Chordata; Hyperoartia; Petromyzontiformes; Petromyzontidae. Gene Ontology annotation, molecular function: epidermal growth factor receptor binding; growth factor activity.
GGAAAGUGAGUGCCGUGCGUGCUUGCGAGUUGAGCGGUUGCGCGCGCGCAAGUCACCGGCUGCGCGUGUGAGACGCUGCUGCACCUCCCGCUCCUCGCCGCCGUCCCAGCAAGACUCCCACGUGCCCCCCACCCACCCCGCAACAUACCCCCCUCACACACACACUCCUCCGUCGUCCAGAUUGUCCGAGCAGUUCCUCUGCGGAGUGGCGAAUUGCUCGCUUCACCCGGCGACCGACCGACCGACCGACCGCGAGCGCGAGAAGGCAGGGGGGCCAUGAAGACGUCGGUGUGGAUACUGGUUGCGGUGGUGACAGUCCUCUCCUGCUGCACCAGCACUCCAGUCCCAAUGCUGAGUGAUUUGGAGAUGAGCGGCGAUGGGGAUGAUGAUAUCGGCUCGGCCGAUUUUGAUGGACCUGUGGUUGGGCCGCGCGUUCUGCCCGUGGUGGGACUAAAGGAAACCGGCACGGGAGAGGCGACCCCUCCAAAAAAGCCCCGCGAAGGAGCGAAGAAAAGUGACGGGGACAAGAAAGGUGAGGGCACGGGCAAAGGUGGCGGCAAGGGUGGCGGCAAGGGUGGCGGCAAGGGUGGCAAGAAGGGGGGCAAGGGAGGGAAGAAGGGGAGGAAUAAGUGCCCCAAGUCGAUGCGCAACUACUGCAUGAACGGGAAGUGCAAGUACAUCGAGCCAAUCAAGAAAGCGAGCUGCGUGUGCGAGAAGGACUACGAGGGCGAGCGGUGCGAGAAGAGGAUUCUGAACGUGUCCACGCUGCAGGCGCCCCGCGUGCCCGACUCCAUGGUCCUGGCCGUGGCGGCGCUUGCCACCGCCUCCGUGAGCCUCAUCGCCACGCUGGUGCUCAUCGCCACCAUACGGUGCCGACGGAAAAAGACUUCCACCUACGACGUGGGGACGGAGAAGGAGAAGCUGAAACUUCGUCCGGAGGAAACGUCGUCUCAUGCAUGAACCCCCUCUCCACCCUGAAGACCACAAACUCUAGUCUUAUCGGCACAGCAACAACAGCAACAACAACAACAUUCACUUUUCAACGUCACCAUUCUACUUUGGCAACAAUGUGUUUGUGAGGGUUUGCGAUGGGCGGGAUACGUUUUCCAGGGUGGAGAAGGGCAGGUGACAGAGACGGGCAUUGGAGUGGCACCCACAUGUUGGUGACCUAGAUGAAGAUCUAAGACCGUGAUGGUGGAGGUGGAGGUGGUGGUGGUGAUAAGAUCACGACUACAGUUCUUGAAGAACGUGUGACCUGUGAAACAAGGGGAAGACCUAAAACCAAACAGAUGGUGGCGAUGAUUUGAUGCGAGUCGGUCGUUGAAUGUCGCGUGUUGAUCGCGCAGCAUCUGCUAAGCCGGGUCCACAUCUGAGCAAAUCAGUUGCGUGCAACCGGGUUGCCUGCAACCGAAUUGCUUACGUGCGGACGUUUCUGCGACCAGUUGUACAACCCCCCCCCCCCCCCGUUGCUCACGGCAGAUUAUAGACAAGAAUCUCGAGCAGCGAUCUGCUCCGCGAUUUGUAGCGAUGCGUUUCGUCACGUGACGCACUUGCGAAUGUGUAACAAUUGGCCGUUACAAUCCCCAAUCAGCCGUUCGAUUUCCCCCUCGCUCAACUGCUCGCUCAGGUGCGGACAAAGCAGUCGGGAGGCGAUCGAUUGAGCUUGCGCGAGCGAUUUCGAGAGCUUUCUUGCUUGCGCAACCAACUCGGUCAGGCGGCGGAUGUAGCUUUAGAGCAAAUCGAUUUUUUGAUGGUUUCACGAUUUUGUGAAGCCUUAUAACCCCUCUGAGUGUGGCGCUAGAAAGUACAAAUUAGGCAGUAUUUUUGUGUCGUUUCGUGGAACAGUGUUGAUGGUGACUAUAUCGGUAAAUUAUUGUUCACGCUUCUAUAAACAUACGUCGUAUAAUAUUAUCGUACUAUAUGAGAAAAAAAAAAGUUUUGCUGGCUGGCGCAUGUCUGCACGAUGGCAUCGUUAAGCCGUGUCCGCGGGUAGCGCUGAUGUCUCGCCCCCCCCCCCCCCCCGGACAAUCCAUCCGUCCCAGCCACCCUCCACCCCAUUCGUGAACCCAGGCAUGUGUGUGGGUAUUGCUAGUUAUAAUCAUAAAAAAUAACCCCCUCCCAUUCAAGUUUGCAGGAAUGCCACCCAAAAAAAACGCCCGUUAAUAGAGGAUAAAACGCAAUGUGCAUCUAAACGUAUUUAUGACUUGUGCUUUUUUGUUCCAAAUUGAUAUCUCAGUUUGUCCCAGCUAGUCCCCGGCGCUUCUCUUGCUCAGCGAAAACGAUCUGACGGAGUGGAUUCUCUCCCCAAAUGUACAGCGUUUUAGAUGUACAUACAUAGCCACACGUGAGCACACACACACACCUUCAUUUGCCAAAGAUCGACAGCGUACACAUCUGUUUGCGGGUCGUUGAAAUGAAGCUGAGUCUCGCGGUUUAAAAUGAUUAUGGCCAACGUUGAGUUAUACAGGAUGCCUUAUUGUGUUAUCGGCACUGCGAGUUUAUUAUCGAUGUACACGCUGUGUUGUGUAACACUAUUCUUGCUGUAGAAGCUGGAUAGAAGUACACCGCUUAGAGUAAUAAGACCAACUGUGCUUUUAUUUUUUUAAAUCUAAAGUCUGCUUCCAUCUGAAGAUGCCGUUUCUCAUGGGUCUUCCUUAAUACGGUCAAAUGUGUAACGUCGUGAGCCAUUCCAUGGCAUCCUGAAGGUAUCGCCAGUGCAAUGUGAGCGAGCUGUGUUCACAUCAGGCGCGCUAAACUCCUGGCUUCAACUGCGGUCGUACAUUCACAGACCAUCCUCCCCCGCACCCCCAGCUUGUUAGUCCACUAUUGUUGGGGGGGGGGGGGUGCGAAGAAGGAGGCCUCGACUAGAGUGUUGUUUGACCAUACUUCGCCACAUUUUUUGUGGGCCAGUAAAUUAGUCCGGUGAACUCGGUUGGGCUCAUCGAAAUUCGUUUCGCGGUCCAACGUGAUCACUGUCGCCACGCCGUUUCGCAGUUGGCAUUACCCCCCCCCCCCAUCACCAAUCCCCCUCUCUUUCUGUUUCUCGUUACGCUCCAAGAUGAUUGCUUUUGUUGCAAGGUCACGGUCGGGUGGAAAUCGCUCCAGAAAUUCGGGUCAAACUGCUUUGUUUCGUUGUGGCUUGUAAAGAGUUUUCAGGAAAAGUUAAACAGAUCUUCCACCCCCCCCCCCACCACCACCCUACCUAUCGACGCGUUGCCUUGGGCUGUCGCGUAUGGGUCUCAAUUAAUUUUCAGGCAGUAAGUAGCUCAAUGUUGCGUUUGUCUUUAGCUUAUAUAUGAUUGUAAAUAACAGAAACACGUUUGUCAUUUAUUCGGCAGUGAUGUCUAUGCGGGGGUAGGGGGGCAGGGAUCGGUGGGGGGGGGGGCUGUCCAUAUACAAAUUAACUUGAAACCGUGACUUGUUAUUGGGCAGCACUCGGUGGGAGGGGUUUCAAUCAGCCAAUAAGGUGAUGAGGUGUCUUCCACCUCAAUGGGAUGACUCAACAUUCAACAAUUCAUUUAUUUUCAAAGCAAGUGACGUAAAUGAGAAAAACGUGGUUUUUACAUACAUAUAUAAAGUGUUUUUUUAUGUUCGUAAGGUUUUUUUUGUUUUUCUAAUUUAAAAUAACUAUAUUUUUAAAUUAAUGUUGUAAAUUGAGACGAGCCUCCACUGCGCAACGAAUAUUGUCCCGUGGCAUGCCCAGUGACGCGCCACGAACUCACGACUUUCAUUAAUUGACUCGAAACUAAAGUGCAUCCAACUUAACUCCGCCUACUCGUUUAAAAGUCGCUUUCCCCGCUGGUGCACCUAUCUCAAGUUUUAGAUUAUUUAUUAAAGCUUUUAUACAAAUGUGUAUAUAUUCUCUAAACAGAGUUGUCUCGGUUGAUUUUUUGGUUGUUUAAGUUGCACGCGAGUUCAUAAACGGACGCACACGAGGG